Messenger RNA from Lactuca sativa (garden lettuce), 948 nucleotides. RefSeq lists its product as uncharacterized. Gene Ontology annotation, biological process: translation. Gene Ontology annotation, molecular function: structural constituent of ribosome; rRNA binding. Lineage: Eukaryota; Viridiplantae; Streptophyta; Magnoliopsida; Asterales; Asteraceae. The record is from RefSeq and is a predicted model, not a curated record. Gene Ontology annotation, cellular component: ribosome.
AUGCAAAAAGAUAGACCUGAAAUUGGUAUUAGUGAAACUAAAAUAGGAAAAAGGUUGAAUGAAGAGAUUUCUCUUAUUCGAGCUGGAAAUACUAGAUGGGGUUCACAUUUUAGAAGAAUUGUAAGUUUGGUGAACUUGUUUGCAAAAGUUCUUGCGGUACUUAAAUAUGUCAAAGAGGAGGGAUACCUUGUCAAAGCAUCUUCAAAAAAAGAUCAAAAAUAUUUUGGAAGCGGCUUCCUUAGUAAAAAGGACAAAAAAGGAUUGCUACUUUUUAGAAACGACGGGUUUCCAUUAAUUUGGAAGAAGGUAUGUGCUUUUUGUGAAAAUGAUAGUAUUGGAAUUGUGGAAUUUGGGGAUAGAUUUAGUAAACUUGGCACGGAGUUGAUGGAUAACAUGGCGGCUUUGAGUCCUUGUGACUCAUUUUCUAGUUUUGGUAAAGCAAAAUUGUUAAAGCUAAUCGAGAUAUACAAAAACGACUUUGUCGAUUCAAAAAGGCACAACUUAAUGGGCAACAUGAUAUCUAGAAUUACAGACCUCUCUUGUUUGUUGGUGGAAACCGGGAAGCACAUCUCUUUUCAUUUGGUUUAUAAAUUAACAAAACUAACUUUCUUUUUGCCUGUCUCAACCACAAUCGUUGAACAAUGUUUUUCUGCAAUAAAGUUCUUGAAGACUGAUUUGCGUAAUAGAACAGGUGACGAUUUUAUGAAUGGUGCCUUGAUUUGUAGUGUUGAAAAAGAAGCACUAGAAAAUAUUAAGACUAAAAAUGUGAAGAAGGUGGACAUGCUUUAUGGAGUGACUGUGGUCAGAUAUAAUAACGUUAAGGAUGAAUUGAUUCUAGAUGGAAUUGACAAUGAGCUUAAAUGUGUUAUGAAGAACAAGGAUACCCAAAAUUUUCUUGAUGGUAACUAUGUGAGUAACAAGGGAAAGAUAGAGUUCUGUUACAAUUGA